Molecule: messenger RNA, 865 nt
Organism: Laetiporus sulphureus 93-53
Lineage: Eukaryota; Fungi; Basidiomycota; Agaricomycetes; Polyporales; Laetiporaceae
Exons: 7
Coding region: 95-730 (211 amino acids)
Biological process (GO): signal transduction
Cellular component (GO): plasma membrane
Molecular function (GO): GTPase activity; GDP binding; GTP binding
Source: RefSeq, a predicted model, not a curated record
UGUGCCUCGUGUAAUCUCCCGCGUGUUCUCCUCGCCUCGCUUUGCGACUCGCUUCACCCUCCCCAGCCUCCAGAGUCACCGCGGACUGCGUCUCAUGCCGAACCCGCGAAAGUACAACGCGGUGGUCCUCGGAGCUGGAGGAGUGGGCAAGUCGGCGCUUGCAACGCGUUUCCACCGCAAGGUCUUCGUCGAGCAGUACAACCCCACCAUCGAAGAGGAGUAUCGCUGCGAGGUCACGGUUGAUGGCGAGCGAUGUAUCCUCGAGAUUCUCGACACGCCGGGCACCGAGCAAUUCACAGCACUCAAUGAACGGUACCUGAGAGGUGCACAAGCAUUCAUACUUGUAUUCAGUUUGAUUGAAGAGUCCAGUCUCAAAGACGUCGAUAACAUCCGACAGCAGAUUUAUCAACUCAAAGGCACCGACAAGGUGAGAUUAAUUGCAUUCCCGUCUCAACUGGGGCACGAACACGACGAAUCUGAUAUUGCUGAACAGGACAUACCCAUUGUCGUCGUUGGCACCAAGCUGGAUCUGAGUAACGAGCGAGCCGUCUCGCGGGACACCAUUAAAGACCUCGCCGUCCAGUGGAACCUGCCGUUUUACGAAACAUCCGCGAAGAAGGACUGGCAUGUCACCGACGUCUUCGAGGAUCUGGUGCGGCAGCUGCGCAAUCGAUACCCGGAUGCGCCUCGCAGCCGAAGAAAGAAGAAAGAUACCUGCUGCGUGAUGUGAUGCUCUCUCUCUUCUGUACCCAUUGUCUCUCGUUUCCAGCUACGCUCUCGUGUCGUGCCGUGCUUUGCCGUCUCGCGCACACCAGGCCCCUCGAUACCUUUCCUUCCAUUGUCUGUGCGGUCCGUGCUAUUUAUU